AUGUAUGUAGAAGAUGGUGAGCUCAAGAAAAUGUUCGGAGAUCAUCUCCUCUCCGUCCAAGGAAGAAUAUACCAUUCCACGAGGAUAGGCGACCACACCAACAUCCAGUGGCUACUGCAUGAUUCCAACUACUACACGUACGACCACCUUGACAACCAAGUCUUCGACAGAUUGAGGACCGACUGCCUCGCCGCUCAGCAGACGCCAGAGGGCCUCUACUCCCUCAUCCUCCACUUGUCCUCCUCCCGACCCAUCGUUCGCAUGAAGUGUGGGCACAACGGCUGCAAUGCCACCGCCAACCCAACCGACGCCCUCCCCACAACUUGUUCCAACAAGACCGACCGCUACGUCCACAACACGUACGACAUGGUUCGGACCCUCUUCACCGUCAUCCCCAUGAACUCAGUCCAUGGCUGCGGCCCCAUCUCCCCGGAUGGCCUUCCCAUCCCAUCAACCAUGUCCAUCAAUACGAAGGUUCUAGAGGACGCCUUCCUCUGCGACGGCGAGGAGUACGUCAACCUCGAUUCUGACGAACAGAAGAAUCGCUCGGGUUGGUUCAUUGGGACCAAGUACGUCGCAGCUGUCGAAAAAACAAAGUGGGGUCAGAACCAGAGGUCGGCUUACCAAGUGGUCACUCUCGAUAGCGACCCCGCAAACAUCCAGCGCCUACAGACGUCCCGCCGCCCUGCCCGAACCACCAUCGACCCCUCCAGCGACGACCGUACCGCGGCCGACCGCUCCAACUCGAAACGGAAAUCAUCCUCAUCCGCCUCCAACCAAAAAUCUUCUUCCAACGCCAAGCGCAGCAACAAGCACGUGGCGCCUCCCUCCGACACGUCUUCUAGCGACGACGACAACAACGACACCGACAACAGCUCCAUCCCCGACAGCGACUGUGGCAGUGACGACCCGGACGACGACGACGUCAUUUUCGAUGACGACGACCUCAUCGACGCUGCCGACGACACCGACGACACCGACUACUUACUGUUGUCGUUAAUUUUCUUCGACCCAUCGUUGGCCUUGUCACAUUGAUAUUUCCUUCUAGCUUUGGACUGCUGUCCCAUAUUUAGUCGCGACGUACCACUGGAUGAAUCUUUCCUAGGCGUUUCUUCUUGUGGCGAUUUCAUUGCCUUUUCGGUGUCUCCUGUUUUUCCUUUUUUUCGUUUUCUUCAUUUCCAUUGUGGUGCACGCCGCAUCAUGUAUCUAUAUUGGCAGACCAUCGUUGCAAGCCAGACGUCUAACAUGUGAUUGCCCGUGUUGACAAACCCUUGGGGGUCCCGGAGGUAUCUAAGCCCUUAGUCUUUGUCCAAUAAGUUCUUCUGUUUCUCUCCCAUUCGUGGGAACAUGAGUUGUGGCCCGCCUACAAUGGUUGCAUCUUACACCAGUUGCUCGUGUUCACAGACACGUGGUCUUGCCACAGAUAUCGUCAAUCCUUUGUCUUUACCUUUGAUUCCAUCUUACACCAGUUGCCCGUGUUCACAGACCCUUGAGGGUGUCGGAGGCAUCUAAGCCCUUUGUCUUUGUCUCUACUUGCAUCUU
Molecule: messenger RNA, 1542 nt
Organism: Ectocarpus sp. CCAP 1310/34
Lineage: Eukaryota; Phaeophyceae; Ectocarpales; Ectocarpaceae
Source: the annotation of a GenBank genome assembly